This is a messenger RNA of Xenopus laevis (African clawed frog), 6421 nucleotides long. RefSeq names its product suppressor of glucose, autophagy associated 1 L homeolog (gene mtcl2.L). Lineage: Eukaryota; Metazoa; Chordata; Amphibia; Anura; Pipidae. The transcript is spliced from 15 exons. The record is from RefSeq and is a predicted model, not a curated record. Gene Ontology annotation, biological process: insulin receptor signaling pathway; regulation of autophagy. Bases 137 to 4990 code for a protein of 1617 amino acids. Gene Ontology annotation, cellular component: extracellular region; membrane.
CUCCCACCCAGAGGCAGAUGAAGCUGAUGCAGAGAGUGGACACAUCCCUGUCCGUUAUACCAAGUCAGGCAGCGGCUGCUCCACUUGCUCGAAGUCUGUAGCUCGGGAGCGGCACCCUACAUUCUCUACUGCUGCAAUGGAGCCGGGAGGGCCCGCAGGGGCCACCACCCCUCCCCCGGCUCCGGAGAAGAAGAAGAAAAUGAACCGGGCGCCUUCUCCAGCCCGACCCAAGGAGCUGAGCGGAUGGUCUCUAUCUAAAACCCGCAGAAGCUCCCCAGCCUCCUUGUCUGUGCUGCCUCCGGGGCCCCGCCGCCCGCUCCCCUCACCGGGAACCAAGAAACAACCGGGGCCACGGCCUGGGGGCAAAUCGAAGUCUCAAGGGGCUCCGGGGCCCCGGACUGACAGCAGCUCGGAGGGCUCAUGUGCGUCUGAAGAAAGCAGCGGUACCAGCCGGGGAGCCAGUAGCGAGGAAGGAGGCGCGGGGUCGGGGACCUCCAGCCGGUUGCAAUGCAGCACCUCAAUGGCCUUCUCCGACCUCACCGAGGACUUGAUAGAUGGGGGCACUGAGGGGCUCCUCCGGGAGAUGGAGGAACUGCGCUCCGAAAAUGAUUAUCUAAAGGAUGAAAUCGAGGAACUGAGGUCAGAAAUGCUUGAGAUGAGGGAUGUCUACAUGGAGGAAGAUGUUUACCAACUACAGGAGCUCCGACAGCAGUUAGAGCAGGUCCACAAGACUUGCCGCAUCUUCCAGUACCGGCUGAAGAAAGCUGAACGUAGAGGGCUGAGGGUGGCACAGACAGGACACGUGGACAGUGAGCUCAUCUCCACUUUAGAACAAGAUGUGAAGGUGGCUAAAGACGUCUCUGUGCGGCUCCACAGUGAGCUGGAAGCAAUAGAGAAGAAGAGAACAAAGCUGGAGGAAGAGAACGAGGAUCUGCGCCAACGUCUCAUAGAGACAGACUUGGCCAAACAAGUUCUGCAGAACGAGAUGGAGAAGAUGAAGGAGAACUCACUGAAAAAGAGGCGGACGUCUGGGAGGAUUGACAAGAAGCCAUCUGUGCAGGAGGACAGCUCCGAUCUAAAAUGCCAGCUACACUUUGCUAAAGAAGAGUCUGCUUUAAUGUGUAAGAAGCUCACAAAAUUAGCAAAAGAUAAUGACCAUAUGAAAGAAGAGCUGAGGAAGUACAGGUCAAUGUAUGGUGACAUGGACAGUUCAUUGUCUGUAGAGGAGUUUGCCAAUUCACCACAUUCCAGAGAGGCAGAGGUUAAGGUCCACCUUAAGCUGGUGGAAGAAGAAGCCAACCUUUUAAGCCGAAGGAUCGUAGAGCUAGAGGUUGAAAACAGGGGUCUGAGAGCAGAGAUGGAUGAAAUGAAAAUACACCACGACCGUGAACUACUUAGCCAAGAUGGCAGCAGAUUCCCUUUUACCUCUGGAGAAUCUGGAGAUAAUUUUGUGGAGCUUAGGAGGCAUUUGCAGUUUGUAGAGGAAGAGGCUGAGCUCCUCAGGAGAUCAAUGAUGGAGUUAGAGGACCAAAAUAAGCUACUAAUGAAUGAACUGAAUAAAUAUAAAUCUGAUCAUGACCUAGACAUCACUUUGUCAGAGGACAGCUGCUCUGUCAUUAGUGAACCUUCUCAAGAGGAACUUACUACUGCUAAGAUGCAGAUCAGUGAACUUAGUGGCAAGGUCAAGAAACUCCAGUAUGAGAACCGAGUGCUCCUUUCAAACCUCCAACGUUAUGACUUGGCAUCCUGCCAGACCACAAGGCCUUUAAUGGAGACUGACGCAGAGGCAGGAGACUCUGCCCAAUGUGUCCCAUCACCUCUUUGGCGAGAGGGACCUAUUGGAGGAGAAACAGAUGCUGCAGACUCUAGGGAACAGGCAGGCAAAGGCAGCACUAGAUCGCCAAAUGUUAAUCACUCGUCCCCAUCCAAGUUAUUAAAGAUGAAAGAAACCCUUCUUGGUAUCACAGCGCAGGCUGGUUUAAUAAGCAAAGCCAUUGAGGUCUUGAAAUCUGAUUACAAUGGAUUCCCAUCGGGCUUGAAACUGUGUACGGAUAAUGAUUGUGGGGACCUUCUAUUGACCGAGGCUAUUGAUAACAGCGAGGUGACUAGUGACGCUAAGCUGAUCAGUGCCAUUUUUUCAAGACUUGCCGUGUUGCAGCAGGAGUUGAAUUGCUUUACAAAAAAGGUGGAUUCACUAGGGGUCUGUUGCAAAGAGGAAAUUGGUUCAGAUGCAGCAUCUACUGAUACCUCAAAAGACUCUUCAAAGAAAGAACACUGUUGCAAUACGCAGCAGCCUGAGUGUAGGAACUUGCGCCAGAAGGAGGAGUCUCGUACAGAGAAACAAGAUGGUGACCACAAUUGUGACCAGACCAAAAGCUAUAAGACCUACCAGCCCGACGAUAACGAGUCCUAUGCAGCAGAGAUUAAGGACUUGCAGUUGGUACUUUCUGAAGCCAAUGAGACCAUCCAAGGACUUCAGGAGCAGCUUUCACAGGAGCGAGAGCUUCGUAAGGAGGAUGAAAUGACAUACAACCAGAAGAUUGCCCAGCGGAAGGAAGAUCAGGAGAAGCUGCUCUUAAGACGUGAGUUUGAGCUCCAGAGCCACGGCCUUCAGAGGAGGCUGGAGCAGAAGUUCUGGAGCCAAGAGAAGAAUGUGCUGUUGCAGGAGACCCACCAGUUUAAGCAGAACUUCCUGCUACUCUUCAUGAAGUUGAAGUGGUACCUACAGCGCUGGCGGCAAGGAAAAGCCCUGCCGAGAGAUGAGGACUUCUUAGAGGUGAACAGUGUCAAAGAGCUAUAUAUGCUGAUUGAAGAAGAAGAAUUAAAUCCCCCGAUCUCCGAUUAUAAGGUGUCUGAUGGUGAAAGCUGGCCUCAGAAUGUGGCCAGAGAAUCCAUAAAGACCUUAUCUGACAUUAAGGGGACCCUGAAGGACCUUUGCAACGAGUUGCAAGAAGAGAGGAGAGGGAUGAACGAGCUUCAGCAACAGUUUGCCAAAGCAAAGGCUGCGUGGGAAAUGGAGAAGAUGGAAUUAAAGCUGGAUUCCGGAAAGCAUGGUGUUGAUCGCUCAACUUCAGAUCUCAAAGCCGCCCUGAAACGAGAGAGAGAGGAGCACCAACACCUCCUUACUGAGUCCUACAGUGCAGUCAUGGACCUUACCAAGCAGCUGCAGGUCAACGAGAAAAACUGGACCCAAGAAAAAGAAGAGCUCCUAAACAGAUUCCAAGAUGAACGCAAACUUGCCGACCAGCAGAUGCGGGAGCUGCAGAACAAACUUAAACAGAAGGAAGCAGAUUCCUGGGUGAUAAAAGAGCCGGAGAGGAAGAGCAGCUGCUGGAAGGAGGCUGUCAGUAAUAAUCUUCAGGAUAAAGACAUUGACUGUGACACCGAUGCCAGUGUGACCAGUUUAAAAAGGACCAAAUCUGUAUCUUCCAUGUCAGAGUUUGAAAGUUUACUCGAUUGUUCCCCCUUUCUGCAUGACAACACAUCCUCGGUUGAUGGCGAAAAUGCCAAAGGGAGGAGAGGUCUACCAGCUUCUUCACUUUUGGCCAAUGGUUCUAAAUAUCCUGAAAACCAUUGUUCCUAUGAGAGUAAUGACAAGUCCUUGGCUGGACAUCUUUCCAAGGGUAACCUGGUGAUUUCAUCCUGGGAUUAUACUAUGGCCAAAGCUGAUAAUCGUGUGGAUGGGCAGAAGCACAUACAGAGGAGCUAUACAGCACCAGACAAGACGGGCAUUCGAAUUUAUUAUAGCCCACCAGUGGUUCGGAGGCUUGAUGUGCCUUUGGUCCAAAAUAAAGAAGAAAAACUCAUGGUAGAAACUGGGUUUCUGUUUACCAUGGCCAAACCAAAAGAACCAGAAAAAUCAGACCAGUUAUCUGGGAAUUCGUGUAGCCACUGGCUUUGUAAUUUCUCCAAAAAGCAGCGGGAUUUGUUGGAUAGUGAUUCGGUAAAGGACUCUUCUUCUGUCCCAGGGUUUCCAUCUUCCCUGGGGGAUUUUGAGAUUUCUGGUAACAUGAGUGAUGACAUGAAAGAAAUCACAAAUUGUGUUCGACAGGCCAUUCGCUCAAGCUCCCUAGAAAGGAAACCAAAGAGUACAGCAAGCCAGACUGUUGGGCUGUCCAGUGUUGGUGUUCAGACUGUUCAGAUGGUUAGCGUUAGUCUUCAAACUGAUCCCAUUAGAUCAAGCCUAACUUCAAAGAGCUGGUCACCAAGGGGUUCUUCUCUGCUGUCUACUAGAACCAAACACAUUUCAACAUCAUUGGACAAAGUUCACUCAAGGAUAGACCGGCCUUGCUGUUCUCCCAAGUAUGGUUCCCCUAAGCUUCAGAGAAGGUCAUCUUCCAAACUAGAUUGUUCCAAGGAUCGGAGCUUGUGGAAUCUUCAACAAAAUAAACAAAAUGGUUCAGCUUGGGCGAGGUCAACAACAACUCGGGACAGUCCUGUCCUCAAUAACAUCAGUGAUGGGUCAUCUAGUUUGUUCAACGUGGUUGAACAUGCCGGAAGUUCUGAAUCCAUCUACAGAUUGGGCCUUGGGGAAAGCAGGAGCAAGUCUGAUACUCCUAAGUACGGUAUUGUGCAGGAGUUCUUAAGGAAUGUGUGUGGCCGAACAUCUCAAAGCUCCAGCGCAGUGUCUGAGAAGAAAGACACUGAAGACUGCAACAAACGACCUGACAACCAUGACCACUGUUCUUCUGUUUGUCACUCCUCCUAUAAUGUGUCUAAACUACUGAGCAAGAAGGUACCAAGGCAGCACACCAGUGAUGAACAGAAGCCUUCGAUCAUAACUCAGGGGUGCAAAGAGGGAAGUCCUAAGGACUCCGACAUUAUUUCUACAUCUGCUAAUGAAGAUUAUGACUGUAAUUGCAGUUCACAGCCUCUCACGUCCUGCUUCUCCAGGCCAUCCAGGCCUCACUCACGCCAAGCUCACUACAAGUGCCAGCUCCACCCAGACCCAACCGUCCCAGAAGACAAAGCGGGCCCUGCCUGUAAUUGAAGAGAAAUGAGUCGGUCCCACUACCCCGUGUUCCCGUUUACCUCCCAGAAGCCAUUUUGCUCCUGUGUUCACUAGAAUGGACUACGGUCAGUAAUGAGUGCUUAAUGUCCCACUCACAAGUUCCGCAAAAGACACUUGAGUGUCUGCAUUAAUUCGGACUUGCAUUCCUCUUAUUAGCACUUAACUGUUUACCUAUGUGUGUGUUUUUUAUGUGUACCUUUAUAUGGGUCCUUUAGUAGAGUAUACACGACAUGAAUUAUUUAUUGAUGUAUCUUUUUUUUUUUUUGCAAAACCAGUGCUAAAGACUUGAAAUGGUUUUAAUAAGGGGGAGGAAUGUUUAGAUAGGGAAUAUAUCCCUGACAAACUGUACUUUUUUGACCCCCAAAAGCUGCCUAAUGACCUGCUUAGUAGUGAUGUAACAAGAAGAUGCUGUUCUCUAUUGUUACAUCAAUGCUGUACAUCCAUCCACAGAAAGUACAUUCCAUUAGGAAAUCAGGCAACUGUACUAUACUUGAAUGAAGUGGCCAUGUAAUCCUACUCACUGCACUAGUUUACAAGCAGCGUUAAAAAUUAAUAAUAAUGAUAAAUAUAUUUUUAAUAAUCAUUGAGAGCAAAUCGUAAAACAGUUCCGCUGGAACAAUCCCUUUUAAUUGAUUAUAACUCCAGAUUAGCGUUCCAAAUCCAGUUUUAACCUUUUAACAGCAGAGAAAACCGGUGUGUAUGUACCAUCUUUCCUCCCGGAUGGAGAAGGGGGAGGAGAAUUAUUAACUUACAUGACACUAGGGUUGUAUUGUUUGGCCUAAAGCGGACAACUGCUUGUGUCCCCUACCAAACCAAACUCUUAAUGGGGCUUAUUCACUUUUGGACACUUUCUCCGUCCCUCCCUCAGGCAUAUCAUACAGGGUGUUCUCUCUCUGGCUGUAUAUGAUUAUCAUUAUAUUUUUUUUUUUUAUAUAUUUACCCAAUGCAAUCGUAAAGUCUAAAGGGUCCCAUGAAUUAUAAUUUAAAAAGAACCAGGAUACAUCAAUUCCAGAAAAUGAAAUAUCAAGCAAGUCGGUAAAGGUUAGCUUUCGGCAAGUCUUUAAAGCAAUCUAAUGAUAAAGCUGUUUCACAGGGCUGGUUCCAAGGAGGCAUGAGAAUGUCAGAAAAGGAUUCUGUGCUGUCAUUGGCUCACUUGUGGGUGAUGUCAUAGUAUCGGAGUGUGGGGGUGAGGUCAUAAAGAGAUUGUGCCUCAAACACCCCAAAAGCCUUGAGCCAGCCCUGGCUAUUGAAAAUAAUUUGUACAUAGGAGUGUUCAGUUAUGUAGAGAUAUCUGUGUGUAUAAAUUGUAAUUAUACAUAUAUAAUAUUCUUUCCAAGAAUACUGUUUUUUUCCAAAUCUGAAAUGCACUGUUUCCUCCUUUGUGUAUUAAAUAAACCCAAUUCGCAUUUU